ACGAAGCGGUCGAUCGAUCGAUCGAGCAACCCAAUCCACAGGAGUGACAGUGAGGAGAGAGGAAACAAGCUCGCAGCGGAUCGAGCCAGCAGAGCAGCAGCCGACGGCGAUGGAGGCGGCCAAGGAGCGGCGGGAGCGCCGGGCCGCCGACGAGGGCGACGCGGUGCAGCUGCCGACGGAGACGAGCCCGUACGUGCGGUACGAGGGCCUGGAGGACUACAAGAUGCGCGGCUACGGCGCGCAGGGCCACCUCCCGGUCUCCGACGUGCCCCACGGCGGCUCCGGCACCGACGCGCCCACCGUCCCGGGCACCGCCGUCCCCGUGGCGAGGCCGAAGGGCCGCGACGACGUCGAGCCGCUGCCGCAGCGAGAACUGGGGACAGCAGGGAAGGACGACGCCGGGCGCCGCGGGGAUGCGUCCGCGGACGUCAUCAACCGCCACGGCGUGCCGUAGGCGUAGCUUAGCUUGGCUGGAUGUCUCUGGUGCGCGCGCGGUUUGGCUGAUGCACGCCGCGCGCGGAUGAGCGUGCCAGGGUCUCUGUGUCACUACGUGUUUUCAGUGUACAAGAAUAAACCGGUCUGCGGCUAAAAUAAUGCAAAACGUUUACUGAACUUCUGACAGAAUUAUCAGAACUAAUGCUAUUUAUUC
This is a messenger RNA of Panicum virgatum (switchgrass), 649 nucleotides long. RefSeq lists its product as uncharacterized. NCBI's taxonomy places the organism in Eukaryota, Viridiplantae, Streptophyta, Magnoliopsida, Poales, Poaceae. Bases 110 to 454 code for a protein of 114 amino acids. The record is from RefSeq and is a predicted model, not a curated record. The transcript has a single exon.